AUGACGACGAUGUACGCCACUCCGGCUGCGGCCAACUACUACGUGACUCCCAGCCGGCAUCACAAAGAGCGCGGUGCCCGCCUCUGCGACGCAUGCGGCGCGAUCGAGAACCCCGCCGUGCGCCAAUUCCGCCUGUGCGGCGGCUGCAUGACUACCAACUAUUGCUCGCCCGAAUGCCAAAAGACGCACUGGCCGGGUCACAAAGCAAUCUGCCAACAUACCGCCGCAGCUGUCGCCGCCUCGAAACAACAACCGCUCUCCGAGUCGUAUCCCGACGAGAACCUCGCGAAGCUCCUCCGCCGCUUCGCAUCACUGCACACAUCACUUCUCGGAUGGGUCGGCUUCCAAGCACUACAGCUCCGCCGCGUACCCGCCAACGCACGGAACAACGCUGUUCUGGUCGAGCUGUAUAUGCGCGCACCUGGGACGCUCGCUGUCAAGGGUUGCCAUAUCGUACCGCGGACAUAUGUCACAGGACGUGACCCGCUCGUUGCUGCGGACAUUGCUCGCCGCGAGGACCGCUGCCGUCGCGCCGGUGGACUGGGUUGCGCAGUUGUACUUGUACAAUGCGGCGGUCUGAGCCAGGUCAUGCCUGUCGAAGUCGACGCGCCGUCGACCAUCACUUGGGAUGAUCGCGCGGACUGGGAGGACGUCUUGAGGCACUUCGUCGAUGCCGGCCGCGGGGACUUCAAGCCCAUCUCCACCACCUCCCGAGGCGUCUACUACGGAUGA
Peniophora sp. CBMAI 1063 is the source of this 732-nucleotide messenger RNA. Lineage: Eukaryota; Fungi; Basidiomycota; Agaricomycetes; Russulales; Peniophoraceae. The record is from the annotation of a GenBank genome assembly.